Rubroshorea leprosula is the source of this 1004-nucleotide messenger RNA. The record is from the annotation of a GenBank genome assembly. NCBI's taxonomy places the organism in Eukaryota, Viridiplantae, Streptophyta, Magnoliopsida, Malvales, Dipterocarpaceae.
AAAGAGCUAGCUUAUUUAAUUGCUGUUUACCUUCUGAAGAAGAAAUGGGAUCUGAAAGCACUCUUAGACUGCCAGUCAUAGAUUUCUCCAAGCAAGACCUAAAGCCUGGAACCCCCGAGUGGAAUUCAGUGAAGAGCUAAGUUCUGCAAGCACUUGAAGAGUACGGUUGCUUCGAGGCUUUAUUUGACAAAGUUCCUUUAGAGCUACGAAAGGCGAUGUUCCGAUCACUAGAAGAGCUUUUCAACCUCCCUUUGCAGACCAAGUUGCGCAACGUUUGCGAGAAGCCCUUCCAUGGCUAUGUUGGGCAAUACCUUCAAGUUCCCUUGUACGAAAGCAUGGGCAUUGAUGAUGCCAAUGUCAUUGAAAAAGUUGAAGAAUUGACCAAGAUCUUGUGGCCCGAAGGAAAUGCAAGUUUUAGGGUCAUGAAAUAUAAUGGGCCGCAGACCACUGAGGCGAAGCUCGGACUAAACGCUCGCACUGACAAGAACAUAGUUACCAUAUUGUACCAAAAUGAGGUCGAUGGAUUGGAAGUAAAGACCAAAACCGGAGAAUGGAUCAACGUGAAGCCCUCACCGGAUUCUUUCAUCGCCAUGAUGGGAGAUUCUCUCUAUGCAUGGUUAAAUGGUCGAUUGUACUCUCCCUAUCACCGAGUGAUGAUGGCUGGAGACAAGGCCAGGUACUCUACCGGAUUGUUUUCGAUCCCCAAAGCGGGAUACGUAAUAAAGGCUCCGGAGGAGAUGGUGGACGAAGAACAUCCUUUGCUGUUUAAGCCCUUUGACCAUAUUGAAUUCAUGGGGUUUUACUAUAGGGAGGCUGGACAGAGAGCUGAAUCUGCACUUAAGACUUAUUGUGGUGUCUAAGAUAAGAGUAGUAUAUAUGAAUGCUUUGCAGCUUGGUAGUCAAGCUUUGUAUGUCAAUUUAUGUAUAAUGUCUGGGGUGGAAAUAUCACAUAUUUUCUGUGCUUGUAAUGUAUGGAUAAAAUAUAAUAAAAUCUUCUCUCACUA